GGUUAGCAUGGGCGCCGAUCUUCUUGCUGCGGGGGCCUCUCUCUCUCGCUCUCCACGAUCUUGUGCGCGUGCAGGCAGGGGCUUGGCUCGGCGGUUUUGGCAUUCGUGGUUCGUGUCCGUCUGUCUGCGUCUUGCCGCUGUCCAACCAACCAACCCCCUCUCCAGUCCGGCGACUGUCUGACUGCGACGGAGAACAUUGACCGCCCCCACCACUCUCACAAACAAACUCUCUCCCAGGUACUGUACGUAGAAAGAACAGGAAGAGAGCGCCCUCCAGUCGGUCUCAACCCCUCUUCCACACCACCCAGACCCCCCACACCACACACACUCUCAAAACAUGGCCGACCACCAAUCCUCAGCAUUCCCAGACGUCUCUUCCUUACCCAACAGAGACCUCUAUGCCGUGCUCGAGGUGGAUAGGACUGCGGACGAGGAUACUAUUCGGAGGGCAUACCGGCGCAAAGCGUUGAAAUGCCAUCCCGAUAAGGUGGGCAAUACGCCCGAGAACGUUGACCGGUUCCAACUGGUGCAGAAGGCCUACGAUGUGCUCAGCGACCCUAAAAAGCGCCAGGUAUUCGACAAAUACGGCGAACGUGGCGUCGCCAUGAUGGACUCCAUGGGCAACGUCUUCCCCUUCGUCGACCCCGAAUUCCUCCUCGCAGUCAACACCUUCUUUAUCCUUGGCUCCCUCCUCGCCGCACUCCUCAUCAUCUUCCCCGCCCUCAUCUCCGUUCGGGCCGACGGCAGAGUGUCAUGGAAAUGGAGCGUGGUCUCAAUACCCCUGUUCAUCCUCGACGCGUGUCUUCUGUUGGUGUUAUGGCGUCUCCGCGCAUCAGCGGAACCUGACGCGGCGGUACAUCACGCCGAGAUGAACGAGGGGGAGACGUUCCAGGAGCGAGAUCGGAGAGAAAAGCGGAAACGAAUGAAAGCGUCCGGCAGUGCGUUUGUCAAAUGGCUGCUGUUCCUGCUGUUACAAAUCUUCAUCAUCGUCCGGCUGGACGACACAGUGGACUGGAACUGGGGCAUCGUAUUCGCGCCAUGGUUCAUCCUCGAAGCCGUCUCUUUCAUCGACCACAUCGCGUACGUCAACCGCCAGAUCCGCGAAGGUGCCUCGGACCAUAUGAUGGACCCGGACGCCGAGACGGGCGAGAUCGCAAAUAGAAAAUACUCCACGGAAGAAAAAGCCGUGCUGGUCUUUGACGAGUUCAGAGGCUGGACGCUGCGGAUCAUCCAACUCGCUGUCCUGAUCCCUAAAUUCAACGGGACAACCGACGCAUCGUGGGGGUUGCUGUUCCUCCCCACGUGGCUCUGGAUCGUCGUGGAAGCGUUGUCGAUCACCCUCGGCGUGGUCGUGAUCAAACGCGCGGCACGCAGAGCCGGCCGCUCCCAGAUCCCUGAACUCGCCACCAUCGUCACGUUCCGCAUCGUGCUCGCCUCCCUCAUUGCCCUCUUCCUCUAUCUCUUCACCGGCCUGCUAGUCAAGCGACUCCAAAACGGCGGCGUACCCUCCCCAUCGACGGCGGUGAUUCUCAUCCCGGUGUUUAUUAUCGCCAGUUUUGUGUUUUGCUGUUGUUGCUGCUGUGGGCCGUGUGUCGUGGGGUGUAUCAAGAUGGACUUUGAGGCGCAGUUUGAGAAGGAGGGGGACGGGCAGAUUAGCUUGACGAAUCGGAGGAUUACGUAUAAUGCGACCGAUGCACCGUCGUCGUCGUCGUCGCGGUAGGUUGAAAGGGAACGUGUCCUCAAAGCGUUGCAUUCCACAUACAUAUAAGGCGGCCUCGCAUACACACAUAAUCUUGUGCCUUUCCCGCUUUCUUCUUCCCACUCCGGAAGUGUAUAUAUUGCAUAUAUUUGGGUUUGCGGAGGAGCUUCUCUUGUUUGGGUUGGCAAACGGCAAUUAAACUAGAU
This is a messenger RNA of Fimicolochytrium jonesii, 1905 nucleotides long. RefSeq lists its product as uncharacterized. The record is from RefSeq and is a predicted model, not a curated record. Bases 338 to 1720 code for a protein of 460 amino acids. Lineage: Eukaryota; Fungi; Chytridiomycota; Chytridiomycetes; Spizellomycetales; Powellomycetaceae. The transcript is spliced from 3 exons.